Drosophila willistoni is the source of this 2402-nucleotide messenger RNA. It is a transcript of the gene mRRF2, whose product is annotated as ribosome-releasing factor 2, mitochondrial. The transcript has 9 exons. The record is from RefSeq and is a predicted model, not a curated record. Gene Ontology annotation, molecular function: GTPase activity; GTP binding. Lineage: Eukaryota; Metazoa; Arthropoda; Insecta; Diptera; Drosophilidae. Gene Ontology annotation, cellular component: mitochondrion. Gene Ontology annotation, biological process: ribosome disassembly; mitochondrial translation. Bases 65 to 2290 code for a protein of 741 amino acids.
AAAACAAUAGGUUAUCAGCUGUGCGGCAUGCACACGGAAGUUGCAACAAUUAUUAUCACUGAAAAUGUUGCGCUAUGUUUAUUUUAAUGGAUUCGGAAUGCGCCAAGGGUUGCUUAAGCGAUGCUCCUCCCACAUCCUUAGACGUAGCUAUAGCAGCGACAUUAGAAACAUUGGAAUUUUGGCCCACAUCGAUGCGGGGAAAACCACAACCACAGAGCGAAUGCUUUUUUAUGCUGGCAAAACGCGGUCCCUGGGUGAAGUCCAUCGCGGCAACACAGUGACUGAUUAUCUAACCCAGGAGCGGGAACGAGGAAUUACCAUUUGCAGUUCUGCUGUAACAUUUCCCUGGAAUGGUAAACGCAUCAAUUUGUUGGACACACCGGGUCAUAUAGAUUUCACCAUGGAGGUCGAGCAAUCUCUGCAUGCCGUGGACGGGGUAAUUGUGGUAUUGGACGCCACUGCUGGUGUUGAAGCUCAAACAAUGACUGUGUGGUCCCAGGCUGACAAACAUCGAUUGCCUCGUCUUGUAUUUGUUAAUAAGAUGGAUCGACCAGAUGCCGACUUCAACAAGUGUGUGGAGGAUUUGAAGUCAAAGCUAGAAACGUUUCCGGUGUGCAUACAGUAUCCGGCCAAAUCAAAUGAGGGGCAAUUAGGUAUAUACGAUGUCAUCACACUGGAGCAAUUGAAUUGGCAGCAGAAGGAUCUGGGUCGUAGCUAUAGUAAACUCAAACUGGAGCCUUCUGAUGGUUUAAGGCAGCUGCAGGAUAAACGCAAUGAACUGAUUGAUCAGCUGUCUGGCUUGGAUGAUGAGUUAGCCGAUGUGGUAAUCAGCACGGAGAGUUUUGACAAAGUUAGCAACGAGCUUGUAAAUAAGGCAUUGCGCCGGGUCAUUUGCCAGCAAAAGGCUGUCCCUGUUCUGCUGGGAUCGGCAUAUAAAAACAUCGGGAUUCAAUGCCUGAUGGAUGCAGUAAAUCACUAUUUACCGGCUCCUGAAGAACGCAACGAAAUUUACAAUUGCUUUGGAAACGAACUAGCUGGAAAGGUUUUUAAGAUUGUCCACGACAAACAGCGUGGACCCUUGACCUUGGUGCGGGUUAUGCGUGGAGAAUUGAAGCGAGGAAUGCGUCUUACAUGUUCUAGUGGCCAAGCCGAGGUCAUAUCCAAAUUGUAUGAGCCCUUGGCUGAUGAGUAUCGUGAGGUCAGCGUAGUUUCGUCCGGCGAUGUAGCCCUAUGUGCUGGGUUGAAGUCUACAGUGACUGGUGACUUAUUAACAAGUAGCCAAUCGUCGUUAAAAAAUGCCGAAAAGCGUUUUAAACAGCAGAGACAUUCAGAUGGCAUGUCAGAGGAAGAGGACGAUGACGAGGACCACCACUUGGAUGGGCUAUUCGAUCUUGCUCCUCAAAUACCCGAUGCCGUGUACUUUUGUUCUAUUGAACCACCAAGUAUUUCAUCACAAACAGCGAUGGAGCAGGCACUAAGGCAGCUACAGCGCGAGGAUCCCAGCCUGCGUGUCAGCUAUGAUUCGAUCACUGGUCAGACUGUGCUUGGCGGCAUGGGUGAGCUGCAUAUGGAUAUCAUUAAAUCACGUAUCUUGAGCGAGUAUAAAAUUGACGUUGAUCUCGGACCUUUACAAAUUGCCUACAAAGAGACCAUCGAAGCGCCAUCGUUAACCACAUUGAGUGUGGAGAAGGAAAUUGCUGGAACCAAGCAGAAUGUUAGCAUAACUUUGGAGUUGGUUAAAAAUCAAAGUGAGAUUUUUAGUUUAGAUAAAUCGCCGGAGAAUCUACAGAAUCUGAAUAAGCUGCGUCCUCGUAUUGUGCAGGUAUUGCGAAAAGGAUCCAUUAGUGCCUUGGAGCGUGGCCCCCGUGUGGGUGGCCAAGUGGUAGAUACACAAAUACGCUUACAUAAUGCAAUCAUAGGACGGGGAACAGCGGAUGCCUUCAUUAUGGCCACCGCAGCGCAAUGUGUACAAAAGUUACUAAGCGAGAAUGGAACCCGGCUAUUAGAGCCAAUAAUGGCAUUGCAAAUUGUCGCUCCCAGUGAACGCGUCUCCAGCAUAAUGGCGGAUCUAUCAAGGCGUCGAGCUAUUAUCAAUGACGUUCUUCCCAAAGGUGACAGAAACAAGUUGAUUUUAAUAAAUGCUCCGCUGGCUGAACUUCCUGGUUACGCCAGCACUCUACGUACAAUUAGUUCAGGAACGGCAAGCAUGACUAUGCAACCAUGCGGAUUUUCCAACAUGAAUUCCUCUGACGAGUCACUGGCGAUAAGACGUGCCCAGGGCUUAGAAUAGUUUUCCUAGCUGUUAGUUAUUUGUUAACUAGUUUUAGGUUACGAUAAUUCUUUUUGAAAAUAACAUCCAAUUCAGGAUAUUAUCGAUACCACUAAAAAUAUCGAUAUUGAAA